Molecule: messenger RNA, 2412 nt
Organism: Microtus oregoni (creeping vole)
Lineage: Eukaryota; Metazoa; Chordata; Mammalia; Rodentia; Cricetidae
Gene: Crlf3
Product: cytokine receptor like factor 3
Exons: 8
Coding region: 41-1369 (442 amino acids)
Molecular function (GO): protein binding
Source: RefSeq, a predicted model, not a curated record
AACCCGGCACAGUCGGGAGCCCGGCGGGUUACGCUGCCGGAUGAGGGAGGCGAUGGAGCCGGAGCCGGAGGUGCUGCUGCAAGAAGCCCGCGAGAACGUGGAGGCGGCGCAGAGCUACCGGCGGGAGCUGGGCCAGCGGCUGCAGGGGCUGCGGGAGGCGCAGAGGCAGAUAAAAGAGAGUGCUUCACAGACAAGAGAUGUCCUCAAACAUCAUUUUAGUGAUUUAAAGGGAACCCUUGGAAAGCUGUUGGAUGAGCGAUUGGUGACCCUUUUGCAAGAGGUGGACACCAUUGAACAGGAGACCAUCAAACCAUUAGAUGACUGCCAGAAGCUCAUAGAGCAUGGAGUUAACACCGCGGAUGACCUGGUCCGAGAAGGUGAGAUCGCCAUUCACGGAGGUAUAGAAGAACAUAAUGAUAAAUUGUGGAAUUUUACCAAAAAGGCCUCACACAUUCAGUUGGACAGCUUACCAGAAGUGCCUUUGCUAGUUGAUGUACCCUGUUUAUCUGCUCAGUUGGAUGAUUCCAUUCUUAACAUAGUGAAAGACCACAUUUUUAAGCAUGGAACAGUAGCUUCCCGCCCACCAGUACAGAUUGAAGAAUUAAUAGAGAAACCUGGAGGCAUCAUAGUGCGAUGGUGUAAGGUGGACGAUGACUUUACAGCUCAAGAUUACAGGCUCCAGUUCCGUAAAUGUACUGCAAAUCAUUUUGAAGACGUGUAUGUAGGUUCUGAAACUGAAUUCAUAGUGUUGCACAUAGACCCCAAUGUUGAUUAUCAGUUCAGAGUCUGCGCCCGAGGAGAUGGCCGGCAGGAGUGGAGUCCUUGGAGUGUUCCCCAGACCGGUCACUCCACACUGGUGCCUCAUGAGUGGACGACUGGCUUUGAGGGGUACAGUCUGAGCAGUCGGAGGAACAUAGCACUCCGAAAUGAUGCCGAGUCCUCGGGUGUCCUCUACUCCAGCGCUCCCACCUACUUCUGCGGGCAGACCUUAACGUUCAGAGUUGAAACUGUGGGGCAGCCAGACAGAAGAGACAGUAUAGGAGUGUGCGCAGAAAAGCAGAACGGCUAUGACUCUCUGCAGCGGGAUCAAGCUGUGUGCAUAAGCACAAAUGGUGCAGUUUUUGUCAAUGGAAAAGAAAUGACUAAUCAGUUGCCUGCGGUUACCUCUGGGUCCACUGUCACAUUUGACAUCGAAGCUGUGACUCUAGGAACUGCCAACAGCAGUGAAGGAGGCGGUGUCAAGCUCCGAGUAACCAUCAGCUCCAGUAACAGGGAGGUGGUGUUUGAUUGGCUGCUUGACCAGUCCUGCGGCUCUCUUUACUUCGGAUGUUCAUUUUUCUAUCCUGGAUGGAAAGUGCUGGUGUUUUAGCAUUUUGAGGGCUUGGCUUUGGUUUGCUGUUUCUGUCCUCAGCCGAGUUGGAUCUGACUUUAAAAAGGUGAAUUAUCUCUUGGACCACCAGAAAUGGAAAGUGUUGCUGGAUUUGCAUUGUAAUAUUUCAGUAAGAGACCUGGUGUGGCGACACACACCUUAAUCCCAGCACUUGGGAGGCAGAAGCAGGUGAAUCCCACCUGAUCUACAGAACAAGUUCCAGGACAGCCAGGACUGUUACACUGAGAAACUAUACUUUGAGCCCCCCUCCCCCCAAAAAAGUAGUAUUUCAGUAAGAAGUAAGCUGAAUGGCGUGGACAAAAUCAUAGUUCAGUUUUGUUUUUAGCAUAAAUAUCAAACUAGCUUUAAAGUCUGCAUUCUUUUCCUCUGUUCCUAAAGUCGGUCGAUAGAACAGAAGAAUGUCACACCAUUAAAUCUUCAGCAAGAUCAGAGGCUGAGAAAACAGCAGGAAAGACAGCUAGAGCCCGGGACUCUAUAAUCCUUGUCCAGUCUUAUGUCGUUGCCCCUCCCACCCCCUUAGGGCACUAACUGUUCCUCUGUUCAGCAUCUCUGGGUCUGCGAAGUUAGUGGAUUCUGCAUUUUUACAGCACCUGAGCAAGUGUCUGCCGUAGCCAGUGUUAGCGUCCUCUGUCUUUCCUGGCAGUAUGAGACAAGACACAGGACGGAGGGUCUGUAUUCCUCACAGUGAAGCCACUUACGGAAAUACACAGCAGUGUUAGUCGGGUCACAUGUGCACAGCAUGCUCCCGUGUGCACCCUGCCACAGCCGUGCACGUGGGACCAUGCAGAGUGUCAUGGUCCAGUGUAAUAUCAGGUUGAGAAAUGGUCUUUUAAAGGACCAAAGAAAUAGCAGGUAAAUACUUGACCUAUUUUUUUUUUAAACUUAAAUUUGUGUAAAAUAUUUAUUUGACUGACUUAAUAUGUAAAAAAUUGUGGUCUUAACUUGUUAUACCAGCAUACAGAUAAGUUUUAAUGUGAAUUUUUUCUUUUGUUUUUACCAGUAGUAAAAAAGUGGAAAAGCAA